Molecule: messenger RNA, 753 nt
Organism: Emericellopsis atlantica
Lineage: Eukaryota; Fungi; Ascomycota; Sordariomycetes; Hypocreales; Bionectriaceae
Exons: 2
Coding region: 134-673 (179 amino acids)
Biological process (GO): mRNA cis splicing, via spliceosome
Cellular component (GO): nuclear cap binding complex
Molecular function (GO): RNA cap binding
Source: RefSeq, a predicted model, not a curated record
UGACAUGAACUCGAACUUACACAACAAACCAACCUCGAAACAACAUCCCCAACGGCCCUGAAUCUCAGCCCAAAGCCUCAAUCUUUGUUCUAUAUACCCUUUUUCACAGAGUCUCGCCGUCAGAUCUGCCACAAUGGCGGCAACAACGCGACCUUUCAGAAACACAGUCGACCGCCUCGACAAGCCCAGCGCAUACUACACUGCACGAAACAAACGCCGCAAUCGCGACGAAGAAGACACCCAGCCAGAAGCCCCCCAGGUCGACCCUCUCGCCAACGCCACGACCCUCUACGUGGGCAACCUUUCCUUCUACACAACCGAAGAACAAGUCUAUGCGCUCUUCUCGAAAUGCGGCGAGAUCAAGCGCCUCAUCAUGGGCCUUGAUCGCUUCACCAAGACGCCUUGUGGCUUCUGCUUUGUGGAAUACUACACCCACCAGGACGCGCUGGAUUGCAUGAAGUACGUUGGCGGGACAAAGCUGGACGAGCGCAUCAUUCGCACGGAUCUAGACCCUGGAUUCGAAGAGGGCCGUCAGUACGGACGCGGUAAGAGCGGCGGACAAGUGCGAGAUGAGUAUCGCGAGGACUACGACGAGGGGCGAGGUGGCGUGGGUCGAGCCAUCCAGGACGAGAGGAUGAGAGACUACGAUGAAGAGGGAAGAUAUGUGAGAUAAGGCAGACAGCCGACACAGUUUGCUGUCAAGGCUAUCACAUCAAGGGCAUACCCAGGAUCACUUUAUGAGCAGAUCAAUUG